Messenger RNA from Myotis myotis, 2171 nucleotides. Its product is annotated as putative serpin A13. Gene Ontology annotation, biological process: negative regulation of endopeptidase activity. The transcript has 5 exons. The record is from RefSeq and is a predicted model, not a curated record. Lineage: Eukaryota; Metazoa; Chordata; Mammalia; Chiroptera; Vespertilionidae. Bases 511 to 1710 code for a protein of 399 amino acids. Gene Ontology annotation, molecular function: serine-type endopeptidase inhibitor activity.
ACACCCCCGGGAGGCCAGACCCGGGGCGUGGGCUGCGUUCCGUGACGCGCACGGCGUGGGCACGGGGUGGGUGGCCGCAGAGCGUGUCCGGCAGGAAUGGAGCCGGAGCGGCUGCAGGCGGCCCCAGUGAACUCAGCCUCUCCCUGGAUUCGAAGCCCACAGGCGUCACUACAUUGAACUUCCUGGCCACCUGGAGUGGGAGGGGCAGAGGAGGAACCGGGCCUGGGGGAGGGGCAGGCUGCAAACAGUGAUGGACUGAGUCCCCGGGCACCAGGCCCGCCCACACCGAGCUCUGCCCCGCGAGGACCUCGCACAGCCCGAACACGGGCGGGCAGUUUGCCUCCUGCCGGGUGCUGUGGGCGACGUGGGCCACGGGCAGCCUCGGGACAGCCUGCUAGUCCCACAGUCCAGCCUCCGUCCUCCCGCGACAGGCUUCUGUGUCCCGGGCCACGACUGUGGAGCCCCUCAGCUCCUUGGCAGGUUCAGAAUCUUGACCAAGGACUCCAGAGGAUGGAGGCCCCCCGGUGGUGGCUGCUGGUCCCUGCGCUCCUGGCUGUGGGCCAUUGCCUGGCCCUGGCCAACCAGGAGGAUUCUGGCCCCAUGGACCCCGGCCCCCCGGACGUCCCUCCCGGGCCGGCCCUGCCCUGCCACAAGCUCUCCGUGAGCAACAUAGACUUUGCCUUCGAACUCUACCGACAGCUGGCCUCAGAGGCCCCCGGAGAGAACGUCCUCUUCUCCCCCGUGAGCAUCUCCUGGGCCUUGGCCACGCUCUUCCUCGAAGCGCCCGCCGCCAGCAGGGCCCACCUCCUGGAGGGCCUGGGCUUCAACCUCACCCUGGUUUCCGAGGCCGAGAUCCAGGAGGGCUUCCGGGACCUGCUGCGCAGGCUCCCCGUGCAGGGCCCCCAGCUCCUCCUGACGCUGGGCCAGCGCAGGUUCAGCGGCCUGGGCCCGGGGGCUGCCCAGGACCCGGCGGGAGCCCAGCACAGCAUCCGGGAGUACGUAGAGAAGCAGACCCGGGGGCAGCUUGGCGCCUGGGUGGAGGGACUCAGCGAUGCCACCGCGGAGGUCCUGGUGAGUCACCUGCUCCUCAGAGCCGGGUGGGUGCGACCCUUUGACCCGAGAGCCACCAGCCUGAAGAAGUUCUUUGUGGACGAGCACAGGGCCGUGCAGGUGCCCAUGAUGCGGCAGAAGGCUCGCCACCGCUUCCUGCACGACCCCGAGCUGCAGUGCACGGUGCUGCAGAUGGAGCACGCCGCCGGCGCCACCACCUUCUUCGUCUUCCCCCAGCGGGGCGGGCUGCGGCAGCUGGAGGACGCCCUGCUUCCCGAGACGCUGAUCAAGUGGGACAGUCAGCUCAGGACCAGAGAACUCGAUUUCUACUUCCCCAAGUUCUCCAUUUCCAGCAGCGCCAGACUGGAGCUGCUGCUCCCAGGGGCGGCUGUGGGCGGAGGCCUCCCCGAGCCCGGACUGAACAUCUCGAAGGUUGCACACAAGGCUGCGAUGACUCUGGAUGAGGGGGGCACAGAGGUGGCUGCCGCCACCAGCAUCCAGCUCACGCCGGGGCCCCGCCCCGACCGCGACCUCCACGCCUCGCCCGCUCCAGACACGGAGUUCAACCGGCCCUUCCUGGUGAUGACCUUCCACACGGACACGGGGAGCAUGCUUCUCCUGGGGCGGGUUGUGAACCCGCUGGGGUGCUGCGCCGGGUGACCCCGAGAGCGGGCCGAGUCAGCAUCCGUGUGAAAGGCCACGGCCAGCGUGGCUGCCGGGUUCAAAGGCUCGGAGAAAGAGCUGCCGCACAAAUUAACACACAAGACAAGAAAUAAUGAUUUUGAAAUUAGGGGGGGAAGCCAGGGAAAACUCAGCUGUAUAGUCAAGUUCCUCUAAGUCUCUGUUCGGUCUGCUUUUAUUUACUAGCACACACAACUGUCUUUUAGGAAUGCAAACAGACAUAUCCAUGGUGAUCGUUUAGUGAACAGUAAGAUUGUCAGGUUGGGGGAGUUUGCUUUAGGCCAUUGAAUCGGCAGAAGGUAAUAAAAUGCAAAUACUCACCCUGUGAAUAUCAAAAGAGUCCAGGUCAGCUUUCUGAUGGACUGAUGGACGUCUCCCCGCAUUUAUAUUAAUUACUGUUGAUCUUGGUUUCCAGCACAUCAGGUCUUGUCAUGACAUGG